UUCAUUUUUUGUUCUAUCAAAUUUAGAUUCUUGUAUAUAUAUAUUUAUCUCUAAGAAUAUCUCGUCUAAAAAAGAUGGAUGGAAAUCUGAGAAAAUCUCUGUCUUCAAACUCUAUGCCUUCUCUGAAUUCUAGGCUUGAUCACUUGGAUUCUACGAUUAAAUAUUUGGAAGGUAGGAAAUGUUCAUCAGCAAGAUGGACCAAUGAUGGUGCAGGACUUGGGGCUGUGAACAGAGAUUGCAUACCAAUUGACUUGGCUGUCAAGGAGGCUCAAUCCAAAGGUUCGAUUUUGGAUCGAAUCACGUCUCUCGAGGAACGAUUAAUCCAGGUAUGCUCACUCAUUGAAUCUGAAGCUGGUUUGUCUCCAUCAAAAUACUCUCAAGAAGAAACUUCUCCUCGAAUAUCAAGAAAGGGAUUUUCCAACUCUUUUUCUAGAUUUAGGCUGCCUCGUCGUAGCAACAACAAGCAACCAAUAUCCCCAACUUGCAUGGACGAACUCCCGAUUACAGAGGAAAAAGAGCAUAAUGCCAAGACAAAGCAAGAUAAGAAGAGUAAGGGUGACAAAUCUUCUCCAAAACAAAAGAAAUUGGUUCCUUCUAGUUUGUUACAUUUGAGAUUAUUGGGCUGCUCAUGAUUUGGUUUCAUUUAAUUUUUUUUUCACUUGUGUAUUAUGUCAAACAUACUUGUAUUAAUCUAGGUAUUCAUGUUGUGAGACUUGUGACUAUGUCUCCAAAGAGUAUUAUCUUGUUUAGUGGUAACUAAUAAUGGUACGUAGUAAGUAUGAAUUUGUGUAUGAUUAGUUUUUGUUAAGGAGUGACCUUUCAAACAACACAUGUAAGUGUCCUACAUCAAUAAAUUAUG
This is a messenger RNA of Chenopodium quinoa (quinoa), 859 nucleotides long. RefSeq lists its product as uncharacterized. The record is from RefSeq and is a predicted model, not a curated record. The transcript has 4 exons. Bases 75 to 632 code for a protein of 185 amino acids. NCBI's taxonomy places the organism in Eukaryota, Viridiplantae, Streptophyta, Magnoliopsida, Caryophyllales, Amaranthaceae.